UGGACGGGGGGGGGGGGUUGGACUUGAAGUUCAAGAGGCAGGGAGUGGGAUUUCCCUGGCAGCAGAGAGGUGUGUGGCAGCUACUCCACGAGGAUCCAUCCACAGCCAUUCAGGGGCGAUAGAUCAGAGAGCCAGAGACGGGCCAGGAGGGUUUACCAGGCACAGGGGCGUCAAGGUCUUCAAACCCAUCCAGACAGGAGUAGACUGAGAGCUGAGGAGACCAGAUAUGGGCCUGGCCAAUGAACAUGGGAACUCCCUCGAGGAGCCAGAGUCGCGUCACAUGCUCAUCAAAGGGCCGGGGGCCCCUCCCCCCAAGAAGGAGCGACCGGGGCCCCUGGCACUGCGCAGGCAGCACUGCAAGGUGGCCCCCAGAGACGUCUUCACUGACACCAUGUUGGCAGUGGGCGGCUGGACUCAGGAUGAUCCGUCGUGUCCGGUGGAACAGUUCUGUCCGGAGUACAACGAGUGGAGGGUGGCGGCACCCAUGGUCAAUCGCCGUGGCAACGCGGCAGUGGGAACCCUGGGCGGCAAGGUGUACACAGCCGGAGGACAGGACAGCAUCCGUUGCUACGACAACGUGGAGCGGUACGACCCACACACGGAUGUCUGGAGUGUAGAAAUAGCCCCACUGAGCAGCCCCCGCACAGGAGUCUGUCUGCUGGAGACGGAUGGAUACCUGUACGCCAUCGGUGGCUGGGACGGCAUCACUGCCAGCAGUGCCGUGGAGAGGUACGACCCGGUGCUGAACUCCUGGAGCAGACAGGCCCCCAUGAGGACCAGGCGCUCCCACUCUGGGGCCGUCCUGCUGGGGGGGCACCUCUACGUCAUGGGGGGCCGUGAUGGAGAUACAGUCCUGAACUCAGUGGAGCGCUACUGCCCUGAGGAGGGCUCCUGGUCCGCCUGCCCCCCCAUGAGGAGUGCCCGGGAGGGGGCGGGCUGCACCGCCUACCUGGGCCAGCUCUACGUGGCCGGGGGCCGGGACGAGCUGCGGCUGGACCUCAGCGCUGUGGAGCGCUACGACCCCGACACCAGGAGGUGGAGCCCCGUGAAGCACAUGACCUGCAAGAGGAACCAGGCGUCGCUGGUGGUCUUCAACGGAGCCCUGCUGGCGGCGGGGGGGUCCGACGGCGUGGUCCACCUGAAGAGCGUGGAGGUGUACAACCCCGAGAGCAACACGUGGAGGUAGGAACCCCAGAGCCCCCAGACCGAGCCC
Molecule: messenger RNA, 1213 nt
Organism: Gadus macrocephalus (Pacific cod)
Lineage: Eukaryota; Metazoa; Chordata; Actinopteri; Gadiformes; Gadidae
Product: kelch-like protein diablo
Exons: 7
Coding region: 227-1186 (319 amino acids)
Molecular function (GO): protein binding
Source: RefSeq, a predicted model, not a curated record